AUGCCGCCAGCUUCCCGCCCCGCUGCCGCCUCCUCCGCUCCACCCGCGCCGCCCCGCCGCCUCCGACGCCGCCGCCCGCUCAAAGCCACACUAUCCACCGCCGCAGGCGCCGGCGCUGGAGCUGCCCGCCGCGGCGGCCCCGAGACCCCCCAUCUCCGUUGGGCCGCGCCUGGCGGCGAGGGCAACGCCGGCGCGGAGAGGCCGCGCGGAGACCCGCCCUCCUCCUCCGUCAGGCGCCUGGCCGCGGCGGUGUGGCGGCUGCGGCCAACCGAGGAGGCACCCGCCGCUGGCCAGCAUGACGCCGCCUCCCGUGUCGGCCUCGAGCAUAUACCGAGACAUCUACAAACUCACCUUCUGAGCAAGAAUCCUCUUAGUUACCACCAUAGUCUGAAAAAAGACAUUUCAAGCCCCAACUCUGCCCUGGGGCCACAUAGUGGAGAGCUCCACAAGGUACACCUUCGUCUUUCCUCUGGUGUGGAGGAUGCAACAAAAUGGGAGCAUAUAAACAUAAAGAGCAUAGAACCAGAUGGUGCCUAUGUGAUUGCUAGCCAACUAAAUCUUGUUGAGGAACAGAAAGGGGGCAGCUAUGUUGCUAGCCUUGAGUUGGAGCUUCAGCAGGCGCGGGAUAGGAGACACAAGAAAGUUCGAGCAAUUCUUGAAGAUAUGAAGGCUGAUCUGGAGCAUGAGAAAAAGAACCGGAGGCAGUUGGAGACUAUUAACUUCAAGCUUGUUGAUGAGUUGAAAGAGGUCAAAAUGGCCGCGAAGCAGCUAUUGCAGGAGUAUGACAGCGAGCAGAAGACACGGGAACUCAUGGAGGAGGUGUGCAACAAGCUAGUGAGGGAGAUAGAGGAACACAAGUCAGAGAUCGAAGCCUUGAAACAGGAUUCUGUCAAACUGCGGGGUGAGCUGGAUGAGGAUAGGAAAUUGCUACAGAUGGCUGAGGUGUGGCGUGAGGAGCGAGUGCAGAUGAAACUUGUGGAUGCCAAGCUCACUCUUGAGGCCAAAUAUGAACAGUUGAGCAAACUGCAGGAGGAUGUGGAGGCUUUCAUUUCAACUUUCAGCUCUUCCAAAGGAGACAGCACAAUUGUUGAGGCGGCACACAACACUGUACGGGCCAUUGGGUCAGCCAGAGACCAAGAGGUUGAAUUCACGUAUGAGCUACCAAGAGCAUCAGAAGAUAUACUGUCCAUCUUUGAAGAGCUAUGCCCAAGCGAAGAGACAGAGACAAAGGAAACUGAACCAUGCCCAAAGAAAGAAAUCCAAGAAGCUAGCCCAACAACUGAUAUAUUUCUGGAAAAUCGAGACAAAUUGUUCCCAGAUGGAAUCCAUUCUGAUGAGAGCGACACGGAAGAUGGUAGCAGCUGGGAGACCAUGAGCCAUGAAGAGAUGCAAGGUUCAAGCCACUCACCAUAUGGAAGCGAACCUUCAGUCAACAAGAUCUUUGACAGAAUUUCAUGGACCAGUGGAAACGAUUCUGAGGGUGAGCAGAUCAACAAACUGUGUGAUGACUUGAGCAAUGUGUACCUGACAGACAUGAAACAGUCCAAGAAGAAAGAGUCCGCCAUAUCAAAGCUGUGGAAGUCAUCUCCACUGAAAAACUGUGAACUCCGUACAAAAGAUGUUCCAGAGAUGAUAAAUGGGAGAUUAUCAAGUGCAAGUCUUCCAAAUGGUGUGUACUCUACUGCCAAAGGAUCAAAUCUAGAUAUGGGAGACAGCACCCCAAGCACAGCGCAAUGGAGCUCACCAGACUCGAUGAACAGCCAGCUCAACCGGGGUUUCAGAGGCUGCAUGGAGAUGGUUCAGAGGCAGAGCCUGAAGGCAAAGCUCCUAGAAGCUCGGAUGGAGAGCCAGAAGAUUCAGCUCCGUCAUGUGCUCAACCAGAAAACCUAA
Molecule: messenger RNA, 1890 nt
Organism: Miscanthus lutarioriparius
Lineage: Eukaryota; Viridiplantae; Streptophyta; Magnoliopsida; Poales; Poaceae
Source: the annotation of a GenBank genome assembly